This is a messenger RNA of Odobenus rosmarus divergens (Pacific walrus), 497 nucleotides long. Its product is annotated as acyl-CoA-binding protein-like. Gene Ontology annotation, biological process: fatty acid metabolic process. Gene Ontology annotation, molecular function: fatty-acyl-CoA binding. The record is from RefSeq and is a predicted model, not a curated record. Bases 15 to 278 code for a protein of 87 amino acids. Gene Ontology annotation, cellular component: mitochondrion. The transcript has a single exon. NCBI's taxonomy places the organism in Eukaryota, Metazoa, Chordata, Mammalia, Carnivora, Odobenidae.
GCAACCCCGCCAGCAUGUCUCAGGCUGAGUUUGACAAAGCUGCUGAGGAUGUUAAGCACCUCAAGACCAAGCCAGCAGAUGAUGAGAUGUUGUUCAUCUACAGCCACUACAAACAAGCAACUGUGGGUGACAUAAACACAGAACGGCCUGGGCUGUUGGAUCUCAAAGGCAAGACCAAGUGGGAUGCCUGGAAGCAUCUGAAAGGGACUUCCAAGGAAGAUGCCAUGAAAGCUUAUAUCAACAAAGUAGAAGAACUAAAGAAAAAAUACGGAAUAUAACAGACUGGAUUUGGCUGCCAACAUUGCAUUUCAUCUAAACUGAUCUAAUGCCUUGCUUUUCUAAUACUGUGGAUGACAUGAAAUAAUGCAAAUAGCCUGUUAACCUAGGUCCUGAAGACCGCACAGGACAUGGCUCCAACAGAGUAGGGCCUGCCAUGGUUACAGACCUGCGCUGAGUAGUUUUUAUCCAUAGAUCUAUUAAAAGCACAUUUGUUACUU